ACGUUUAGACCCGAGUUGUCAUAAACGAUAAGAGAAGAGGAGUUGUCAUGAGAGGAGGGCGCGCCGGUUUCCAUUCACUUCCCCCCGCUCGCGCUCACUCGCAGCGCCCCGCCUCCACCUCCGCCCGAUCUCAGCCGGCACGCCCGUCAGCGGAGUGGCUCGAUGGAAGCCGCACCCGUGUGGUGAAGACGAAAAAUGAAGCCGGCGAUCCCGUGGUGAAUACCGUGACCGAGACCCUGAUCGAUCUCCACCGGCAUGCCCAGUUUCAGACUGGCGGGAUGCGCCUGGUCCGCCUCUACGGGUGCACUUCGCACAUGAAGGGCGCGUGGGACGGCGCCAACACUUACGUGAAGCACUCCCUCCGCAAGUACCUGCUGACUGAUGAAGCUAAGAACGACCCGGAGAAGGGGAUCAGGACGGCGGAGGAGGCGUGUCAAUGGUGCAGAGAAAGCCUCAACACGGUCAUGGGCAAGCGGAGCUCGAAGAAGUCGCGGCGCUCGGCGACGAAGCUGGACGAGAGGCGAUUUCUUUUCGUCGGGCUCAAGGACAUCGACCGAAGUGGAAACCUGGCGAAGCUCGAGUGGGAGACCAAGGAUCGCGUCCAGGCCUUGCACGAGCUCCACCUCGAGCCCGGCGAGGUUGAUCUGAAAGGACGGGAUCUGGUGUGUCGCUGCCCUCCGUGCCAACAGACUAUGGAGGGACCGUGCAUGUACCAAAAUUGGGUGGGCGCACCUCGGCACAUCAGCAUCCAACUGAAGAAGGUGACGGGCGAUCAGAUGGAGGCACUGCGCGAUCACUGCAAGUGCCGCAGGGGGCGGCGGGACCGAUGUCUGAUCUGCACCCACGUUCAUGAGGUCCACAGCAAACUGCAAUCGGGGAGUGGGCCAGCGUGAUGCGUGCGUGUACGGUCCCGCGCAGGCAUCCGCACUCUCGCUGAGACACUCCCGCGUCCUAUCGGGGCCGGCAUCCGGGCGUAUCGCGCGCCGCGGGCGCCGCUACCCCCGAGCGCCGUGAUCGGGACGCGUGCGGGCCCGGGUCACCCGCAUUGACGCCGUCCUGAGAGGCACAACUCAGUGCUCGACGGCGCGGGGAGCUCGGUGACGGCCGUAUCCGCUCCUAGACGGCUAUCCGCACGAUCGUAGCAAAUUUUUUUUUUGGUUACGAUCGCCCCUGAUGGCGCCGCGGGUUGUGGCCUCGGGGGGGG
Micromonas commoda is the source of this 1204-nucleotide messenger RNA. RefSeq lists its product with no specific name. The transcript has a single exon. The record is from RefSeq and is a predicted model, not a curated record. Lineage: Eukaryota; Viridiplantae; Chlorophyta; Mamiellophyceae; Mamiellales; Mamiellaceae. Bases 279 to 893 code for a protein of 204 amino acids.